GGAGAAGACAAAAGAGGAGUAGGAAGAGGAGGAGGAGGAGGAGGAGGACAAGAAGUUUACUCUUACAAAAUCACUGUCUUCGGGCUGUGCUUCUGUCACACAGCAAAGGUCACAGUAACAAUAAGCGAGCCGUUCGUAACGAGUUCAAACUUACUACCUCGGUAUAAAAAGCAAGAUAAGGAGUGGUAUCUCAAUCCAUGCUCUGCAAGAUUAAUCACAGCGUGGCGCAGCAUCGUGGAGAAAAAAAUAAAUAAACAAGCCAGAGGAGGAAACCAGUCCGUCAUAAAACCCCCCCGCCCUCAUGAACCAGCCCGGGAACGUGGGCGUCGGCAUGGGCGUGGUGGUGCCUGUGCCUGUGGGCGGGCGCGAGCAGGGGCCGUCAUCCCGCCGCGCUGGGUCAACCACACCCUCAACCCCUGCGCCGCCAAGUCGUGGCAGCUGCUCUACUGGCCCGAGGACGGCUCCUGCCACAGGAUCUUCACGCAGGGCCCGUGUGGAGAUACCCAGGAGUUCUACUAUGACCCCGUGGCAGGUUCGGGAGCGUGUCGAUGCCCUCGGGGUAAAGAUCCUGUACCGCCCACCGGCCUGUGCUACGCGGAGUACACGAAGGGACCCUGUACUUCCAGAGAGUACCUGGCCACGGAGGAGGAUGGGCAGACGGGCAUGUGCCGCGCCUUCAAGGAGUGCCCGCCCCGCCACGUGUUCUGGCCCCAGGAUGACACGUGUUACCAGUACCACACGCGAGGACCCUGCCUCAAGGGAUACCUCAUCUACAUCAAUCCCAUCUCAGGGUUCCCCGAGUGCGGCUGCGACAGGAACGUGAUGUUCAGCAACUACUGGUCGCUGACGGGGCUGUGCUUCGAGCUGUUCGAGCGCGGCCCGUGCCUGGACGGCGCCAUCUUCCUGUACAACGCCACGCGCGGCUCCACCGAGUGCAGCUGCAGCGCCUCCAUCCUGACCAACUACCACCGCGAGAGCGACGGCUGCUUCGAGCUGAACCAGCGCGGCCCGUGCCAGCCCGGCCAGGUGUUCACCUUCGACCCGCACGAGAUGACCACGCAGUGCCGCUGCCGCGAGGACCACGCGCGCUGGGCCCCGUCCGGCCACUGCCACCGCCUCUACUCGCGCGGGCCCUGCGACAAGGGCCACUUCUUCAUCCUGCCGCCGGGCGCCGAGAACGGCACCGCGCUCGAGGGCGAGUGCCACGCGUACCCGUGCUCGGGCACCCGCCGAUACCACCCCGCCACGGAGACCUGCUACCGGCUGGGCUGGCGCGGCCCGUGCCCCGAGGGCCAGCUCUUCAUCUACGACGAGGAGACGCCCCUGCGCGGCGCCUGCGGCUGCACGCGCGAGCUGGUGGGCUACUGGCCGGACGACGACCGCUGCUACGAGCUGGGCGGGCGGGGCCCCUGCCAGCACUCGCAGGUGCUCUCGUACGACAAGGCCACGGGCGGCGUGCAGUGCACGUGCGACAUCCGGAAGGGCUUCGUCCAGUGGCACGACGACCGCUGCUACCGCAUCGAGACCCGCGGGCCCUGCGACGUCGGGGAGAUCAUGGUCAUCAAGCGAUGGCGCCCCGUCACGCCCACCUGCACGCCCGCCGGCUCGGCCCACACGCCCAACGCGCCCCUCCUGCUGCUGACCGCCGCGCCCGCCCGAGACAAGGCGCCGCAGCACCACCGCGAGAGCAACAGCGUGACGGCCGCCCGCGGGGACAGCUCCUUCACGCUGCUGGGCGCCAACGACACCCUCGUGCCCGCCGCGGCCAACAUCACGGCGACGCCCCGCGCACGCCCGCCCGCCGCGCCCCGACACCCACCGCAACGGGCGCCGCCUGUCCAGCCGCCCCGCGCCCACCAACAUCUACUCGCUGGUGGCCGUGGAGGACGCCACGGGCGGGGGGCGGGCGGAGGGCGGAGGGGGCGGCGCGGGGACGGCCUUCCCGCAGGGGCGGACGGGGCGCUCCAUGGCCGACACCGAGACGUGGGGCUUCCUCGACGGCUCCUACUUCAAAAUCCCCGGCACUUCCCCGGGGACAUACUACACGGGGCGCCCUGACGGAGAGCCCUCCCUCCAGCCGUGGUGGGGGGAGCCCUCCACCUAAGGGACGCCGGGGGGAGCCGCCCCACACCCUCACACGCCGCAGGGCAUUACCGUGACCCCAGGCCAUGGCCCCCACGCACCCACACAGCCUGUGAUACGAGCCGCCCAAAACUCCACGCCCCCGUCAUGCACAAGGACCUCCACGGCGCCGCGCCGCCCUCGCUUGUGACUCGCGCCCUUGUGUGACUCGGCGCCCUUGCCUGCGACCCCACGGCGGGGCGGGGGGCCGAGGAAGCCUCCUCUUAGGGACUCUGAAACGCUAAGAGCCAAACUAAUUCUCUCGCGCCGGAUAAUGUGUUCGGAAAAAGACAAUAUCACUACCACAGUGUAACAACCGCACACAAACGCCCCCCCCCCCCCGACAGUGAAUGCGCCCCGCGAUUCCGCUUCCUCUCCGCCCCCCAGAACUCUCCCCGUCGCGAGGGCGAGCCGCAAGCCGCAGAAAACACUUGCGAAAAUCGAAGCGGGAAGGGGCCUGCCGCGGUGUGUCCAGCAGCUGCAAGACACGUGUGCUGUUGCGGUGACCUCGAGCUAUUGCACACUCUAACCCAACGGGCCCGCCUGGAGGUUGAUGUUUUUUUUUAUGAAUAUUUUUUUACACUGUGUAUAUAUAUCCACGUACGUCGUUUUCCAUGAUUGUUCAUUUCCGUGAAUACGUAAUAAAGCUAAAACCUUCUGC
Molecule: messenger RNA, 2782 nt
Organism: Penaeus vannamei (Pacific white shrimp)
Lineage: Eukaryota; Metazoa; Arthropoda; Malacostraca; Decapoda; Penaeidae
Source: RefSeq, a predicted model, not a curated record